UAAUUAUAAUUCCAAUUAAGGAAGAAUUAGAAGCUACGAUUACCAAUCAUCUUAUAUUUUGGAGGUGAAUCACUUCGCCGCCCUCGCAUCGACGGCGGCGGCGGCUUAGUUGGAUUUUAAGUACGGCCGCAAUAUGUAGACCAAUCAUUACUAUCACUUCACAAAUUGCUCGUGCAAAAAGAAAUGUUUUUUUCUUUUUUAAACUCAAAAGCUCCCACUUCUCCUCCCUGUUCGAACUGGGCCACUUUUUAGGGAUUUACUAACAUUUUACUUCCCCAAUUUUGACUAGUUUAGUUGGUAAUUCUGUAAUGGAGGGUGGGGGGUUGUGCAUGAAUGGGAUUUGCGCUGCAUCCUACUCGCUUAAUUGGAAAAAGGGCUGGCCUCUGCGAUCCGGUGGUUUUGCUACUCUCUGUCAUGAUUGUGGGACUGCCUAUAAAGAUUUGGUCUUCUGUGAAACGUUCCAUUUAGAGGAAACAGGUUGGAGGGAGUGCACCUCAUGCGGAAAGCGUCUUCAUUGUGGAUGCAUUGCUUCCAGUACGUUGCUAGAGCUACUCGACACUGGUGGGGUGAAAUGUGCAGGCUGCAGCAAGAGUUUUCCACAUUCUCGCACCCCCUUAGAAGAAAAACAUAAAGCACGUGAUCUUUCAACAGAAAACGGCACUGAUAGAAAUUCUGAUACGAUGGUACCUGCACAAUCUGGUGAUGAUACUAAAAUGGACUGCCAAGAAUACUUGUUACCAUCUCAGAAUGUCAAUGUGACCUCAAGGAAACUCGAAGAAUCUCUUGCCAGUCCUGAAGGAAUAGGUUAUAAAUUGUUGUCGAGUUCUAAUCAGCCAACUUUUGGACCAUCAAAAAGUUAUGACAUGUUCCAAGAAAGUAGAAGCUUACAUAAGUCGUUAGUUGAGACGAACCUGAGCAUCAGCUUGUCUGCUUCGUCAAACUCAAAUACCAUGUCCGGGGUUAUCACCGAAGAAAGGCAAUUGAACACUGCAAUUUCUUCCUUUCAACAGGGUUGUAGGCCCCACCAUCUCUUACCAAGGGUACCAACCAUUUUGGCUGCAGGAGUAGAAACAAACUCUAGCUCUAUUUCACAAUUACGUGUUGCAAGGCCACCUGUUGAAGGAAGAGUUAAAAGUCAAUUGCUUCCACGCUAUUGGCCACGGAUAACAGACCAGGAGCUGCAGCAGAUAUCCGGAGACUCAAAUUCCACCAUUGUUCCCUUGUUUGAAAAGGUCUUAAGUGCCAGUGAUGCUGGCCGUAUUGGUCGUCUGGUUCUUCCUAAAGCAUGUGCCGAAGCAUAUUUCCCGCCUAUCUCUCAACCGGAGGGCCUUCCUUUGAGGAUUCAGGAUCUGAAGGGCAAAGAAUGGGUAUUUCAGUUCCGAUUUUGGCCAAAUAAUAAUAGCAGAAUGUAUGUUUUGGAGGGUGUAACCCCCUGCAUUCAGUCGAUGCAAUUACAAGCUGGAGAUACCGUUACGUUCAGUCGUAUGGAUCCAGAAGGAAAACUUCUAAUGGGGUUCCGCAAAGCGUGUAACAGCGUUUCAGUACAGAAGCAGGAUUCACUUUAUCCAAUUGAUAUGGGUGCUUUUCAAGGCGAAACGGUCAUGGGAAAUGCCGAAAGCCUCGGCUAUUCUGGCCUUCUUCAGUCGCUAAAAGGAAGCAGGAGUCCUUCGAUGACUCUAUUUCCUAAGCACAUCUACCCCGGGAAUAUCAGCCCCCAAAUCACCGAAAUGAAUGUUUGCAAGUCUGGAGGAGACAAUCUCGCGUUGGUGCCUUCUGAGCGCAAAAGAAGAAACAUUGGGGCAAAGAGUAAACGACUACUUAUUGACGGCUAUGAUUCUUUGGAGCUGAGACUCUCGUGGGAAGAGGUGCAGGAUUUGCUCAGGCCAUCACCAACUGUCAAGCCAAGCACUGUCUCAGUUGAGGAUCAAGAAAUCGAAGAAUUUGAUGAACCACCUGUUUUCGGAAAGAGAAGUAUUUUCAUCGUUCGUCUCCCCGGGGAACAAGAACAAUGGACUCAAUGCGACAAUUGCUUAAAAUGGCGAAAACUGCCACUUGAUCUUCUGCUCCCUCCCAAAUGGACAUGUCAAGACAAUAUCAACGACCCAAUGAGAUGCUCAUGUUCUGCUCCCGACGAAAUGGACGCAAGGGGACUUGAGAAUCUUGUCAGAAUGCACAAGGAUUUCACGAAAAGGAGAGCGUUAACAAGCCUCAAACCAGUACACGGACAAGAAUAUCAGGAAAACGUUGAAGCACAGACAAACGGAGCACCUGCUGGGGUAAACAUGAGCGAGCCAGGAUCUUCAUCUGUGGCAACAACCACAAGACAUCCUAGGCAUCGUCCGGGCUGCUCCUGCAUCGUCUGCAUACAGCCUCCAAGCGGGAAGGGCAAACACAAACCAACGUGCGUAUGCAACGUCUGCAUGACUGUCAAACGACGCUUCAAAACCUUGAUGAUGCGCAAGAAGAAGCGCCAGUCGGAGCGUGAAGCAGAAAUCGCACAGAGGAAUCAAUCUGCUGCCAAGGAGGAAGCCGAGGUUGACAGCGUCCCCAGUCAGGCACCAUCGGAUAAUGCAAAGAGAUCGGAAAGUGAGAAUCUCUUGAAAUGCCAGAGCUGCGAUGGCCCAGCUCAAGAAAAUGCUAAUAAUUUUAAUGGAGGAUUGGACUUGAACUGCUGUCCGGUUCGACAGGGAACUGCACGCAUAAGCAUGAUGAAUUUGCUUCAAGAAGCUAGUUUGCCUUUGGACACAUACCUAAGACAGAACGGUCUUACAAGCUUGGUUUUUGAGCAGCAAGAGAGUUCAACGCCCGUUAUAGCUCAGGCUUCGGGAGAGACGACAACCCCACCUGCACAAGACGAUGCCGGUUGCUCAGCUGUUCAAGAGCAGGAGGGCAGCAGUGACUUAUUGGAUAAAGAACAGAGGGAAGACGACACAUCAUGAUCUCUCUCUUAUGAGUUUGUGUACUUGAAAUCUUGCCAUGAGUGAAGUAUAAAUGGAUUGAGAAGUAAUUAUUUCAUAUAUGGUAAUUAUCUUUCCAUAAAA
This is a messenger RNA of Salvia hispanica, 3041 nucleotides long. Its product is annotated as B3 domain-containing transcription repressor VAL2. The record is from RefSeq and is a predicted model, not a curated record. NCBI's taxonomy places the organism in Eukaryota, Viridiplantae, Streptophyta, Magnoliopsida, Lamiales, Lamiaceae. Gene Ontology annotation, molecular function: DNA binding; zinc ion binding.